AUGCACGUCAUGCCGCUGUCUUGCUGCGUCUUUGUCUGGCUCGCGGCCGCUCCGUGCUUUACGGCGCCCACACUCAUGCCGGCGGGAGACAGCCCUCCUUCCGCUGAACCACAGGUUGACGUGAAGCGGGCCACAGAAUACCUCCAGCGGUACUACAACCUGCAAGAGGAGCCUGAGGGGCGCACGAAGCGCAGCGGCCCCACCUUCGCCUCCAAGGUGAAAGACAUGCAGACGUUCUUCGGUCUCAACGCGACAGGCGUCCUGGACUCGGGGACACGGGAGACGAUGGGGAGCCCUCGGUGCGGCGUCCCAGACGUGGAGGAGUACAGCCACAUCCAGGGGGCACGGUGGCACAAGAAUGUCAUCAGCUACAGCAUUGGCAGGUACACCAGAGACCUGCCUCGCUCCGCCGUGGACUCUCUGGUGGAGUCGGCUCUGGGCGUGUGGGCCCGAGCCAGCGGCCUGACCUUCGUCAGGACGCACAGCCGCAAGGCCGACGUCGCGGUGGAGUUCGCAACUUACGCGCACGGCGACUUGCAUCCGUUCGACGGACCCGGAGGCACGCUGGCUCACGCUUUCGGUCCGGGCCCGGGCGCCGGAGGGGACGUGCACUUUGACGACGACGAGCGGUGGACAGCGGGAGAAACAGGUUUUAAUCUGUUUGUUGUAGCCGCACAUGAAUUCGGGCACGCUCUGGGCCUUAAGCACUCCAGGAACCCGCAGUCGCUGAUGUACCCGACCUACAGAACCUUCCGUUCAACCAACCUGUUGUCCGGAGAAGACGUGGCAAAUAUCAACGCACUUUACAGUCCAGCGAGAGUUCAUCCGAAUUACUUCUCGAGGUUCGGCAGGAGCUCUCAGCAGAACCCCGUGCCGUCAGGACCUCCGUUCCCUCAACUCACGCAGAACCGAUGCGCUGUGGACCUGACCUUCGACGCCGUGUCCCUUCUGGGUGAUGCCACCUUCUUUUUCAGAGACAGGUACCUCUGGAUUAAACAUAAUGAGCAAUAUGACAUCAAAGAAGGUCCCAUCACCAACUUCAUGCCCAUGAUUGAAAGCAGCAUCGACGCGGCCUUCCUUGUGCCCCGGAGGUCCACAGCUUACCUCAUCCACGAAUCUACGUUCUGGACGGUGAAGGGCUCUCUGGUGAAGGGAAAGCCUCGAGCACUCAGCCACUUCGGGUUUCCAGCCUGGGUCCAAGACGUCGACGCAGCGGUCCACCUCGUGAAAACGGGGCGCACGCUUUUCUUCAUGCACGACAUUUACUGGAGUUACAAUGAAAACAGAAGGGUCAUGGAUUUUGGUUACCCAAAGUACAUCAGCCAGGACUUUCCUGGAAUCAACACUACAAUAAACGCCGCUGUUCCUAAAGAAGGUUUCAUCUACUUCUUCGUCGGACCACGAGUCUUAAAGUUCGACUACACCCAGAAACUCGUUGUCGGCGUCGAGAGAGCGAAUUCCUGGCUUGGAUGUUGAAAUGUUAUGAAUCCACGAAGAUCCUGAAAACCUUGAAUAAAUUAAAUAAUGAGAAGGGAAA
Pungitius pungitius (ninespine stickleback) is the source of this 1537-nucleotide messenger RNA. RefSeq names its product matrix metalloproteinase-20-like. The record is from RefSeq and is a predicted model, not a curated record. Gene Ontology annotation, cellular component: extracellular matrix. The transcript has 10 exons. Gene Ontology annotation, molecular function: zinc ion binding; metalloendopeptidase activity. NCBI's taxonomy places the organism in Eukaryota, Metazoa, Chordata, Actinopteri, Perciformes, Gasterosteidae. The coding region runs from base 1 to 1476 and encodes 491 amino acids. Gene Ontology annotation, biological process: extracellular matrix organization; proteolysis; collagen catabolic process.